AUGUUGCUACACUUUCCGAGCUUGUUAAAAGAUGGGGACAUUAACAAGGCUAUCAAUAAAGGAAUAAUCGAAUGUGAUGCUACUACCAUUAAAGUGUCAUACAAGAGUGAUGAUCUUAUAAUUGAUUUUCUUGGUGUUGAUAAUUCGAAUAGUAGAAGGUCUAGUUCAUCAAAGCUUACCUUUGAUGACAUUGGAUAUAAAAUAUUUGAAUAUGUGAAUUGGGUUUUUAGCCACCUAAAUGAUG
This is a messenger RNA of Dovyalis caffra, 244 nucleotides long. Lineage: Eukaryota; Viridiplantae; Streptophyta; Magnoliopsida; Malpighiales; Salicaceae. The record is from the annotation of a GenBank genome assembly.